AUGGUCGUCACAUAUCUCCCCUCCCAGUCCAGAAAGAAACAAGAUGUGCCCUUACCAUACACAGCAUCACCAUUGCAAUUGCUGUGGGCUGACAUCCUCCUCUUCCUUCGAAGUCUCUGGAGCCUGCCUGGUAUAAUACUACCCUUGAAACCAUGGAACUCGGGAGCUUUGGAUGAAUUGUAUCCGUCCAAGGAAAAUUUACGCGACAUCGUCGUUCAUUUAUUUCUGGCUCUCUAUCAGCUCAUGUUUCUCUUGUCACUGCCUAUUUGUGUUAUUCUCGCCUUCCCGGCGCUGGGGAUCGGAAUUUAUAUGACAAUCGCUUUAACUUUGAAUUGGGUCAUUUGCAGGUUUGCUUUGAAUGGGAGUGCCAGGAUUUUGCAGUCGCGAGUCCCCGUCGAACCACGUCCUGAACACGAGCGUGAGCACUGGAUCUUCGUUAAUGGAGUCGGAGCCGGGUAUCACUGGCUGCAGAGCAGCGUUGAUCGGCUGGCGUAUACGUUUGGCAGAAACAUUACCGGCGUUCACAAUCCAACACUUGGGAUCGUUUUCGAUGUCAUCGAGUGCUUGAUCCAAAGGAAUUUCUCAUACGCCACCUCGGACGUGAGGGAUGCGUACGCGAUCAUCAAGGACGCAUUGUUGAAUCCACAAUACGAGAAGGUGAUCCUCAUUCUUCACAGCCAAGGUGGUAUUGAGGGGGGCUUGGUCAUUGACUGGCUGCUGGAUGAGUUGCCUCGAGAGCUGCUGCAUAAUCUCGAGGUAUAUACCUUCGGUAACGCGGCGAACCAUUUCAACAAUCCGUUUAAGACAUUGUCGCAUGCUCGUCGGAACGAAUCCGAAGGUGAAAGUCCACAGGCCAAUUCGGCAUCAAUAGCGACAAAGACCAUUCGUCGAAUCGAGCACUAUGCAAACUCCAAGGACUUUGUCAGCGUGUGGGGGAUAUUGAACUUUGCCAGUAUUCCUAAUCGAUACAUGGGACGAGUUUUUGUGCGGCCUGGUUCCGGUCAUCAAUUCAUCCAGCACCAUUUAGAUACCAUGUUCACGUUAGGGAAAGAUAUGAAGACCCUGGACACGAAUGAUUUCAUGGAAAUGGAAGUGGAAGUCCAAUUAGAUGGGUCAAAUAGGCCAGAAACAGACAGGAGAGACACUGGAGACAGGCUCGACCAUGACGAGAUUGACUUUCCGUAUGAUGAGAUGACCGCAAAUGGCUCAUUACUCCAGACAGAUGCCUAUCUCAGCAGGAAGAUGAAAGUCAAGGAUCUUAGCCGGCUGUGGCUCUAUCGAAAUGGUGCAUCACCAAUAGACGGGUCCUGA
Molecule: messenger RNA, 1311 nt
Organism: Aspergillus thermomutatus
Lineage: Eukaryota; Fungi; Ascomycota; Eurotiomycetes; Eurotiales; Aspergillaceae
Exons: 3
Coding region: 1-1311 (436 amino acids)
Source: RefSeq, a predicted model, not a curated record